Crotalus tigris (Tiger rattlesnake) is the source of this 8184-nucleotide messenger RNA. Its product is annotated as sodium-dependent phosphate transporter 2-like. Gene Ontology annotation, cellular component: membrane. The record is from RefSeq and is a predicted model, not a curated record. NCBI's taxonomy places the organism in Eukaryota, Metazoa, Chordata, Lepidosauria, Squamata, Viperidae. The transcript is spliced from 2 exons. Bases 4669 to 5748 code for a protein of 359 amino acids. Gene Ontology annotation, molecular function: phosphate transmembrane transporter activity. Gene Ontology annotation, biological process: phosphate ion transmembrane transport.
GCGUGGCAACUUUGGCUGAGUGAUCUGAUUGGCCAGGAAUACAGUCUCAACCCACUGCGUGGAUUAUCCAUCUCCGUGCUGAGAAAAGGCGUUCAGGUAAGUCAGCGCCCCAAUCCUUACUGUCAACAGAAUGGUACAAAAAGAUCUAAACUGUUCAAUAGCAAAAUACUGUGAUAGCAAACAACGGGUAGGAAUAUCAUUUCAGAUUAAUGUUAGACUAAGGGACUUAAAGAAGAUUGCCUCUUUCUGUGUUUUCUUUGAAGUUGUCAUUCUGCAUGUAUCUAUGAGUUGAAAUCAUCCAGAACAGAUUUUUUUUUCUGGCUCUAUGAUCCACUUUGAAAGAUUCUCAUAUAUUCUGUCUCUCAUAUAUAUCCAUUCAUAUCUUUAUACAAAGAGAUGGCCCAAAGUGAUGUGUGCAUCUGUGUGUAUGUAUCUCUCUGUGUGUAUGAACCAUAUGGUACAUACCAGUCUUUUUUUAACUGUCAUUGUAACACAAGUAAUAAUAUGCUGAUAGUCACUUAUGCAUUGUCAGUAAUUAUGGCAUCAGUGCUCAAUUGAAAUGCACUUUGCACAAAUAAGAUGCAUUGUCAGAAAAUGUUUAUAGUAGAAAUCCGAAGUGAAACACUUUUGUGAUACUUAAAUCUAGAAAUGCAUUGUCCUACAUCCACCAAAAAGUUGUAGUUUACUUAACAAGAACAUCCAGUAAAUGUUUAAUUGAAUCCGAACAGCCUCCUCCAUGUUCCUUUAUUAUGGAGACUGGGGAAUAUAUUUUAUAAUACAAUAUUACAUAGAAAACAACCAUGCAGCAAUUGUGAUUAAAGAGACCAAGGUUUAAUUCAUAUUUAACUAUGAAAUUGAUGAAAUUUGAACCAAUCACUAUCAUUCUAUCCAUGGAAUUAUUAAACUAUGCAGGAGAAAUAAAUGAAAUAAACAAAAUAUGUGUUGCAAGUAAAUCCAUAGUAGAGCAUUCAAACCUUUUGCUGACUGCUUUUUUCUUUAGAUUAAUACUUCAUUAGGAUGAAUUACUGCCUGCUAUACAGAUUUUACUGAGUAAAAAUGAUCACUGUAUGGAUAAUUGUGUAUCCAUUCUCAUAAAAAAUAUUUAAAAAAUAUUUAAAAAAUCAAAAACUAUUUGGAAGCUGCUUUCAAAACUUGGAUGGAUGAAACUUUAUCAUGUUGCAGUUCAUUGACUAAAUAUAUGUCCAAAUAUAUUCCAAUUACAUCUUUUAUGAACAUACUUAACCUAUGGGUAAGCAGUUACAUCAUGAGGAAAUGGAUGCCAGUGCUUAACACUCCAUUUCAUUAGCUCUCCGUGGAUGAUAUCAGUGUGAAAUUAUUUUCAUUAUUGCCCUUGAUGUAAAUAUAGUUGGAAAAAAAAAACCAAUGCAGUAUUAAACAAUAUUAAUCACUAAUCUGGGAAUCUACAGAUUCCUCAACUGUUGUCUAGUUUGACCAAUAAUUAUUCACCAAUAAUACUCAAAGAUCACAUGAUCUGAAUCACAUUUUCUCCAGCAUGAUAGAUGUAGCAUCCACCGAUGGGUAAUCAAAGCCUUCCUGCUCAGAUUUAGACUAAAACCAAACUUUAGCCACGCCUCCUUUGGGCAUUCCUUUCCCAGUUUUGUCUUAGUCUAUGCUCAGAUAGGACACAGAUUUGCUAGCUCCUCAAUUUUUUUCUAAUUUAAGUAGUUAAAAUUAGGUUAGAUAGUAGGAAUUCUAGUAGUUUUAGCUGAUUAAUAAUCUUUAAAUAGUUUUAGCAAAAGUCAAGGAGUUAAGAACCCCUGGGAGCGUUGUUUCCAGAGAGCCUAUCUGGCCACGUGGAUCCUAGGAGCUCUGCUGCAGAGCUGCGGUGUUAGCUCUUAUCAUCUGUUGAGCACAACAAGGGAGGCUUCCCUAGCGCCCAGGAGCAAUUUUAUUGCCAGCGCUCUGGAGGAUUCAGCCGGAUAGCCGGAUUGCCUCUCUUGCCUCGUGGCCAUGAGGCACCAUCGAGGAUCGCACUGAGACUCCCCUACGCUACAGAAUCGCAAGUGUUGUAGUGCCAUAUAACUGUGUGUGGGGGGGCGAGUGGUAGAACUUUCCCUCCCCUGGUCUCCCUGAACGGGGAAUUUCAAAAGCAAGCUCAUAGAAGCUGCCUUGGAGCUCAAGCUAAGGGGAGAAGCCGUUUUUAGGCGCUAAGGAGACUCGUGGCCACCAUUUUGAAUCCUGUGCUGGGUGUGGCCACCAUAUUGAGAGUCACUUUUUGAUUCUGAUACAGGCCUAUUAUUUCAGUAGCCCACUGUGUUGGGCUCUUGAGGGGGUUUAUCAGUCAUUUUUCUCCAGCUUUCUUCAUAGAGCUUCCAUUAUAGGAGGUAUAUUUUGUGUUUGAUUCCUGUAGCCUUAAUUCUGUGGGCAAAUUUCCUGACCUGUUCUCUUUAGCUUCUGGUGCUGUGUCAGCAGGGCCUAGACAGACAGUUUUAGGUAGCUGUCUGGCUGUUUGCCAUUGUGGUUGUCUUAGGGCGCGGGAAGCUUCCCUCCCAGACAACUUGAUCUGCGUAUUUACCCCCUUCCCAGGGCUUCUCCUAUCUGGAAGGUCCAGGGCACAAUGGCAGAUGGUGAGACUCCUCAGACAUUGCAAGGUUCUGAUGUUCCCCCAACACAAUCUAAACGCAGAUCUUCUGAUUUGAGCAUGGGGGGAAAGAAAAAGGCCAAAACCAAGCAUUUGACAUCUAAAGAACCCUCCAAGGCUGCUGAGCGAGAGGCCUCGAGGAGACAUCAGGCACCGGAGAAAGAAUUUUCCAAAGCACAAAGGCUUAGGUGCAGUGAAGCUGAAGUGGUUCCCCCUGCUUCUCUGGGCAGUUCACCAUGUGAGCCCCCGCUGGUGCCUUCUUAUCAAGCCCCCAAAGCUUGGCCUCCUCAAGGAGGAACUGAACAGGUCGGUCUACCUGCCCCUAUCCAGCCUAUUCCUUCACCUCACCCUGGUCCUUCUAUUUCACCUGCUAUCAUCACUACGCAGGCUCCUGAAGCCACUGCUGCAGGUGUUACUUCAGCUGAGCGAUCCUUAUGGGCUCAGCAGUUCCAGAGCUUUAUGCAUCAUGCCUUUGAUCAAUUUAUGUCCUCUUCCUUGGCAAAGGGGCGCACGCAGAUACCACCUUCUCCACCCUUGCCCGCAGACCAUACUGGACAUGUCCAGUCUGCGGGUUCAGGUAUUUCUGAGACUUCAUCUCAAAUUGGGGAAGUUGAGUCUGUGGACCUGGAGACAACGGACGCUCCCAUGUCUGAAGAUGAGGAGGUGGCUCCGGAUCCGACCCCAACAUCGGGGCUUUUUGAUCCAAACCUAUUCAAAUCACUGUUGCUAAAGGCCUGCACCAAGACCAAUUUGGUCUCAGAGCAGGAACCCAAGCCAUCUACUUCUACUGCACAGGAGUCAAAUCCUUUGUUUGCGGUAAAGGUUGUGGAGGAAAAACAGGUUCCUUGUCCAGCUGUUUUCCGAGAGAUGGUGGAGAAACAGUGGACUUAAUUGGCCACUCUAUCUCCUCCUAGCAGCACGGAAAAGAGAUUGUAUAACGUAUCUUCUGCAUUCUCUUCCCUUCUAGAGGUGCCUACAGUGGACGCUCCCUUAACAUCUUUGUUCUCCACAUCCACUGUUCCUGGAGACAUGGCUGAGCACUUCAAAGCUGAGGAUAAAAGACUUGAGUUUUCCCUCCGCAGAGCCCACCAGGCCUCAGCUGGGCUAUCAGGACGGCAUCGUCCUCGUCCUUUUUCGCGAGAACUUCUGUCAUGUGGCUCCGUGAACUACAGGCUUUAAUUCCUCCGGGUCAAGUACAUGCACAACAGACUCUAGGUCAGCUAGUAGCUGCGGCGGAAUACAUGUCAGAUGCAUCCCUCCAUUCAACCAAAUUUUCCACUACAUCUACUGCGGCCACAGUAGCAUCUCGCAGAUUCUUGUAGCUCAAACAGUGGAGGGCUGACCUAAAGUCAAGAUGGCGUCUAGCUACAGACACCUACAGUGGCAAAAAUUUAUUUGGCCAAAUCCUAGAGCCAUACCUAGUUGAAGGGAAGGAUAAGAGAAAGACCUUAGAGAGAGAAAGAGAAAGAUGGAUAAGAGGCCCCAACAAGAAUUUCGCAGGCAGUCCUUUCGUGCCAGAAGUUCUUGGGAAUGGAGGCAGCUCUUUCGAUCAGGGCAGUCCUGAGAUUGGCCCAGAGGUUUCCGAUCCUUCACCCCAGAUAGGAUUGCCAACAGGACCGCCAAAAUUCAGGAGCCAGGGGUCAAUUCCAGGCAAAGCACCCCUUCAGGGGGGCUGGAGGCUGUCCAUACAGAAAGUCCAAGUGACGCCAAAUUGGAUCCUCCCAUAGGCGGGUGCUUGGCUCUGUUCAGCGACACUUCGGAGUUCACCACAAACGAUACCUGGGUAAGAGAGACCAUAAGAUUCGGUCUAGCCCUAGAACUCAAAUCCAUUUUCCCAGACCGCUUCCUUCAAUGUCCUGCAACCAAGACAUGCACACAGGGCCGAGCUAGUAACCACAGCCAUAACACACUUAUUAGAUAUAAGGGCCAUAGAACCAGUUCCUCUGGAUCAAAAGGGAAAGGGGUUCUAUUCCAUACUCUUCGUGGUCCCCAAGGCCUCAUGGGGUUGGAGAGCAAUAUUGGAUCUGAAGGGACUCAACCGAUUCCUAAUUUACAGGAGGUUCAAAAUGCAGUCCCUCAAGUCCAUUCUGGCCAGCGUCAGAAGGGGAGAUUACCUCUCCUCCAUAGACCUGACAGAGACCUCCCUUCAUGUUUCUGUCAGACCACAUCACCGCAGAUUCCUCCGUUUCUGCUAUGGAGGCAGACAUUAUCAGUACAGGGCUCUCCCCUUCGGUCUAUCCUCAGCACCUCGGGUAUUCACGAAGAUACUGGCAGUAUUAGCGGCCUAUCUCAGACUGAUCCCGGUAAGAGUACAAUGCUACCUGGACGAUAUAAUUAUCCAGUCCAGUUCAUUCAGCACUGCACAGCUAGAUCUACAAACUACAAUAGAGACACUUCAGAGACAUGGCUUUUCUGUGAAUUUCAAAAAGAGCCACAUUACACCUACCACUCGGAUCUUACAUCUGGGCGCGAUGAUAGAUUCAAACCUAUGCAAGGUUUAUCUCUCCCAGGAACACAAGGACAGCAUCAAAUCUCUAGUUCACAGGAUCCAGAGGGAGAAGGUAGUCCCACUUGUCCAGCUAUCGCAACUGUUGGGGAAAAUGAUUUCUUGCCUAGGAAUAAUGCCGUGGGCCAGACUUCACUCCAGACAUCUCCAAUGGUUCCUACUCCCCUUCCAGAAGCGGAACAUCAGUGCUUCCACACGGAAGGUGAGAGUUCCACAUUACACUCUGCUCUCACUCAAAUGGUGGGGGUCACCAGCCAUACACAAGGGGUCUCUUUUCAAGGAGCCUCACAGACUCAUCCUGACCACGGACACCAAUCUGUUUGGUUGGGGAGCUCACAUACAGACAUACAUGACACAGGGUCAAUGGUCCAAACGCGAUCUCGCACACAACAUAAAUUGGCUAGAACUCAGGGCAAUACACCUGGCUCUUCACCAAUUCUCCAACAUAGUGACAGGGAAUCAUGUUCUGGUAAUGACUGACAACGUUGCAGCUAAAGCUCUUAUCAACAGGCAGGGAGGAACCAAGUCUUGGUCCCUCAUGCAGGAAGCCCUAGCAUUGGGUCUGUGGGCAGAAUCCCAUCUAAAAUCCAUCAGUGCAAAACACAUUUCCAGGCAGGAGAAUCACAAGCAGAUUCUCUAAGCAGGGCGAUGAUAGAUCACUUGGAGUGGCAAUUGGAGCCAGCCCUCUUCAGGGAGAUAUCGGAGAGGUUCAGACAGACUCAAAUAGACCUGUUUGCUUCACCAGCAAACGCUCAGCUUCCCAGACAUUUCACGCGGUUUCCGUCACGGGGGGGCGGAGGGAAUGGACGCUCUACGCAGCAGAUGGCCCAAGGAACUUCUGUAUGCAUUCCCUCCACUUCUUCUGAUUCCAGCCGUCAUCAGGAAGCUUCUAUUAGAACAGGCAGAAUUAAUCUUGCUGGUCCCACUUUGGCCAAGGCGUCCUUGGUUUGCAGAUCUUGUGGACCUAUCGGUCUCCCCGCCUUGGAAGAUUCCAUCAGAUUGCAUUUCCCUCAGUCAGGGUCAGCUCCAACACCUGGACACAUAGUGGCUUCAACUAGCCGCUUGAUACUUGAACGGGAGAGUUUAGCCAGACAGUCCUAUUCAUCUGGAGUGAUUGCUGUAAUUCAAGCCUCCAGACAUCCUUCGACCAGCAGGAUCUAUGAUGCCACGUGGAAAAAUUUCUGUACGUGGUAUAGCACUAAGAAGGUCAACCCACUAGCUAUUACCAUUCCGAUAUUGUUAGACUACCUUUCAGAAGGACUGAACAAGGGUCUGUCUUAUAAUACCAUUCGCAGGCAGAUCACAGCAUUAUCCACUGUUCUCAUCUGCGAGAAGCAGGUCCAGAUAUCUCAUCAUCCAGCAGUUACGGCUUUCCUUAAAGGAGCCGUUAAUACCGGUCCCCCUGUGGUUCACAGAUAUUCCACUUGGGACUUACCAAAAGUUCUAAAGGUUCUCACAGGGUCACCAUUUGAGCCCAUCAAGUCGUGUUCGCUACAUCUCCUUUCCUGGAAGGUAGCUUUUUUGAUAACCAUCACUUCGGCAAGGCACAUCUCGGAACUAGCCGCACUCUCGGUUAGAGGGGACCUGUGUAAUUUUCAGGAUGACAGAGUGAUCCUCAAAUUGGAUCCUUCUUUCAUUCCGAAAGUCAAUACCUGGUUCCAUAGGUCCCAGGAUCUGGUUCUUCUGGAUUUUUGUCCAUGACCAUCUCACCGUCUUGAAAGGUUGUGGCACACAUUAGAUGUGCGCAGGGCUUUGCAUCACUAUGUGAAGUGAACUGCAGAAUUCCGUAGAUCGGAGGCACUGUUUGUGUCGUUCCAACCUUCUUCCAUGGGUCUGAAGGUAUCAUCCUCAACCAUUGGUAGAUGGAUCAGGGCAUGCAUCUCUUAUGCAUACAAGGCUCAGUCUCUUCCUGUUCUGGCCAACAUCACAGGUCAUUCAACGCGUAGUGCAGCUACAUCUGCGGCCUGGUCUACCCAGACCUCGAUUGAGGAAAUUUGCAGGGCAGCCACCUGGGCUUCCCCCUCCUCAUUUAUAAGGCAUUACAAGCUUGAUAAAUUCGCUGCCUCAGACGCAUCCUUCGGCAGAAGGGUUCUGCAUCAGGUAGUUUCUACGCAAGAGUCAUAAGCCUAGACUUCCCUCCCAACAGGGACAUGGGUGGCUUUGGUAUGUCCCAUUGGUGGAUGCUACAUCUAUCAUGCUGGAGAAGGGACGUUGUCUUACCUGAACGCCUUUUCUCAGCAUGAAGAUGUAGCAUCCACACCCACCCUUUACAGUUAGUUUGGCAGAUUUCUUUCAGGAGAAGCUACUAUGUUGGACCUAAUGAAUGCUUCGCCUCGACAAAACUGGGAAAGGAACGCCCAAAGGAAGUGUGGCUAAAGCUUGGUCUUAGUCUAAAUCUGAGCAGGAAGGCUUUGAUUACCCAUUGGUGGAUGCUACAUCUUCAUGCUGAGAAAAGGCGUUCAGGUAAGACAACGCCCCGUUACCUGAGACAUUAGAAAUUUUAAUUAGGGAGAAUAUACUGCACAUAGAGAGAGUCCCUCUCCUUAUUUUAGAAUGCUGGGUGAUAGAAAGAGUUGGGGAUAACAAGGCUGUUCUUAUUUGUAAUGCUUUUUCUUUAGAACUUUAUCAACAAUUAAAUUUACUAAUUCAGUUUUUUCUCAUUUUUCAAAAGAUAAAUAAAAUUUUAAUUUCAACCAUGCAUUUGAAGAUGAAUUUAGAGCAAAAACUUUGGGAACUUGUUUAUCUGCUCUUCUUUUUGCUUUUGCCAUUGUUAUUUCUAGGUCUUAAGAUUCUAGGACUUAUCUGGGGCUUAUCAUGGCAUUCACAUUUAAAUGCAAAACUAUAUCUGUUGGUAUUUCAUAUUUGGGAUCCAAGUUGGUCAUAGUUAUAUGAUUAUGAGAGAUCACUACAACUGUAAACCUACUGAAGCAAAAUAUGGAAUGGAUCUUGCUGGUGACUGAAUUAAGCCAAACAAACAGUAUUGACAGUAGCUUGAAAAUCACCAGUUAGCAGUUUCUUCACGCUCCUGUAUCACACAGCACUUUCCAGAGAGAACUCAUUGUGUGCAUAAAAUCAG